UUUCUUUUGAUUAGGAAGAAGUCUCUGCAGCGAUGUCGGAGACCGCUCCCGCCGCCGCUCCCGCUGUCGCGGCCCCCGCCGCCAAAGCCGCCGCCAAGAAGCCGAAGAAGGCAGCGGGCGGCUCCAAAGCCCGCAAGCCGGCGGGGCCCAGCGUCACCGAGCUGAUCACCAAGGCCGUGUCCGCCUCCAAGGAGCGCAAGGGGCUCUCCCUCGCCGCGCUCAAGAAGGCGCUGGCCGCCGGCGGCUACGAUGUGGAGAAGAACAACAGCCGUAUCAAGCUGGGGCUCAAGAGUCUCGUCAGCAAAGGUACUCUGGUGCAGACCAAGGGCACGGGCGCCUCCGGGUCCUUCCGCCUCAGUAAAAAGCCUGGAGAAGUGAAGGAAAAAGCCCCCAAGAAGCGGGCGGCCGCAGCCAAGCCCAAGAAGCCGGCGGCCAAGAAGCCCGCCAGCGCCGCCAAGAAGCCCAAGAAAGCGGCGGCGGUGAAGAAGAGCCCCAAGAAAGCCAAGAAGCCGGCG
Molecule: messenger RNA, 515 nt
Organism: Athene cunicularia (burrowing owl)
Lineage: Eukaryota; Metazoa; Chordata; Aves; Strigiformes; Strigidae
Product: histone H1.10
Exons: 1
Biological process (GO): nucleosome assembly; negative regulation of DNA recombination; chromosome condensation
Cellular component (GO): nucleus; nucleosome
Molecular function (GO): nucleosomal DNA binding; structural constituent of chromatin; double-stranded DNA binding
Source: RefSeq, a predicted model, not a curated record